Molecule: messenger RNA, 1561 nt
Organism: Beta vulgaris subsp. vulgaris (sugar beet)
Lineage: Eukaryota; Viridiplantae; Streptophyta; Magnoliopsida; Caryophyllales; Amaranthaceae
Exons: 5
Coding region: 127-1161 (344 amino acids)
Source: RefSeq, a predicted model, not a curated record
CCAACUCCAACCAACUAUAGUGGGGCGCAGUUCUUCUUCUGGGUUCCGUUGGUCGAUCAACUCUCAAAACACUAGGAACUCCAGAGUAGGAUACAGAAAGAGGCGCACACACACAGACAGACAGACAUGAGCAGCAUCAGCAGUAGUUCGAAAGCAGUCGACACCAUCUCCCCAACAGAAUCAUUCGAGCUUACCAACGACCUCACUCUCUCUCCUCGAAUCAACCUCCUCCUCACAAUCCACCGCACAAACCCAUCCUCCAUUUCUCCCUUAGACGAGUGGAAGUUCAAACGUUCCAUCAUAAACUUUCUCAAAUCCUCUUUCUCUCUCCCCAUUAUUGUCCCUGAAGAUGACCUCCUCAUCACCCGCUUUCGAGACCUCAAGAAGCGUAAACGUGAAGACCCUGUUGCUGUUGCUAAACUCUUUGUUCGUGAUUUAGGGUUUGUUGUCUCAAGUGCCAAUAAAUUUAGGAGCUUUGAGGGUGAUGUUUCGUUCGAGAAGAAGUUUUUAGAAUGGAGGAAUGUUCUGUUGGAGAAAAUGGAUGGUAUGGAAGUUAAUUUGGAAGGGGUUCAGUUUAGGGUUUGUGUUAGUUUGCCUGUUUCUGAUGAUUUUUUGAUGAUGAAAAAGGAGUGGCAGGAGUUCUACGCUUUUGGUCCAGGGAGUUAUUCAAGGGAUGCAAAGAAAGAGCCGGAUACGAUUAUUUUAAGAGGUUUGCCAUCAAGAUGGUUUGCGGAGCCACGUGUCUCAUCUAAACCAUCAAUGCUCGUUACACAUACCAUCUUUUCGAUCUUUGGGAAAAUAAGGAAUCUUAAUGUUGCUGAGGACGAUGAUCCAGGUAAGGAUACGGAUACAGAUGAUGGAGAUCUAGUAUCAGGUCUGCGAUGCAAAAUCGUUGUGCAAUUUGAGGAACAUAGGGAAUUCUACAAUGCAUUGAAGGUCUUAUGUGGUCGUUCAUUGCAAAAGGAAGGAUCACGUAUGAAGGCGGACUAUGAAGUAACCUGGGAUAAGGACAGAUUUUUCCAAAGUGCACGGCGUCACACGCAAGAGAGGAGGAGCCGAAACGCAGCAGUUGGUGCGGGGCAAUACAGAAAUGAAGGACGUCCAUCCUACAGGUCUCGCUACAGUCCUGAGGAUGUACGCUCAAAAAGAUCCAAGGAAUAAGGAUUCAUUUGAGAAAGGAGCUAUUGUUUAGGUUGAAGAUUAAAAGGGUGAACACUGGACCGAUGUAGCUGGGACUAUUUCGGGUACCCUAAGCCUCAAUUACAGUUCACAUCACCUCUUAAGAUUGCUUUGAUGAUGAGGUUGUUCUGCUUUUAUUUAAACAUCUCAGAUCUCACUUUAGCCAAGAGUGUAAAAAUGUGUCAUCUCCUUACCAUACUUCUGAUGUUUCUUGAUAUGCUGAUUCUGACAAAAAUAAUUGGACUGGCUAAUGAGUUCUGAAAGUUCAUUUCCGAAUUUCUUUUUGCUGUGUUUUUAGACAUAUUUUAUAGUCACUUUGUAUUAGGUUCUAGCAUUAUUUUUGAUGCGGCAAGUCUAUCAACAUGAUUGUCUUAUGAAACUA